GGCGCGCGAACAGCCCACCAGCAGAGCCGGAGAUAACGCGCAGCGGCCGCGCAGGGGCUUCUGGGUGUAAGCAAGGAAGUAAAAUGGCGGACCUGGCGAACGAAGAGAAACCGGCUCUCGCCCCACCAGUGUUCGUGUUCCAGAAAGACAAAGCGCAGAAGAGAUCUGCGGACGGCUCGAGCGCGGAGGAUGGCGAAGACUCUGACAAAGAGGACUCUGGCUACUGCCCCCCAGUGAAGAGGGAGAGGACAUCGUCCUUAACCCAGUUCCCCCCCUCGCAUUCAGUCUCCAAGAACAACGUCUUCAUGCCAUCCAGCUUCUGUCAAUCGCCCACCGGGAACUCGGACUCUGAACCCGAGGAGAAGACCGCUGGUUUCCGGUUGAAGCCGCCGACGCUGAUUCACGGCCAGGCGCCGAGUGCUGGUGUCCCCAGCCAGAAGCCCAAGGCGCCCCCCCGCAGCGUGCUCCGGCCCGCCCUGCUCCAGCCACCCCCGCUGAAGAGCUUCACGGCGUCCGGUACAGAUUCCAGCAGCGGGACCAAUGGUCUCAGCAAUUCUUCAGACGCGAAAGCAGACGGAUGGGCUCCCUGUAACGACGCUGGGGACACGGAGCGCAUCGCCAUGGAGACGACAAAGCCUCCGGGCACCGCUGCAACGGAGGAUCGAGGGGACAAGCCAUCCAUAGAGUCCUCCUUCGUGUUUGGGCAAAACCUCAAAGAGAGGGUCAAGGUCGACGGGACCAGCCAGCCCCCAGCACUCGACGACCCCAAACAGCCUUCUCCAGCGUCAGACUCUCAGUCUGGGGCGACUAAUUACUUUCUGCAGUAUAUCAACACCCCCAGCUCCCAGGACUCUGUGGCUGAUUGCGACGGAGGGGCCAAGUUUGUCUUUGGGCAGAAUAUGUCUGAACGAGUCCUGAGUCUCCCUAAAGGCAGCGAUCUGGCGGCAGAGGAUGGCAAAGAGAUCCCCUCCGUGUCCGAGCCCCCCACGCAGGAGGCCGCUUCCGAGAACGGCGGGGGUGCCGCGGGCAGCCUGGAGGCCUCGGCGGCGGCCUACACCAAGGCCACUGCCAAGAGGUGCCUGCUGGAGAAGGUGGAGGUCAUCACUGGCGAGGAGGCGGAGAGCAACGUCCUGCAGAUACAGUGCAAGCUGUUUGUGUUUGACAAGACCUCCCAGUCCUGGGUGGAGAGGGGGCGUGGCCUGCUGAGGCUGAACGACAUGGCGUCCGCCGACGAUGGGACGCUGCAGUCCAGACUGGUGAUGCGAACACAAGGGAGCCUGCGGCUGAUCCUCAACACCAAGCUGUGGCCCCAGAUGCAGGUAGACAAAGCCAGUGAGAAGAGCAUCCGCGUCACUGCUAUGGACACUGAGGACCAGGGAGUCAAAGUCUUCCUCAUAUCGGCGAGCUCGAAGGACACCGGGCAGCUGGCUGCCGCCCUGCACCACCGCAUCCUGGCUCUGCGCAGCCGGGCGGAGCAGGAGAGCGAGUCACGCCCCGAGGUCGCCGAGCCCCAGGUGCCCCAGUCCAACGAGGAGGACAGCGAGGAGGACGACGUGCUGAUUGCCCCCUCCUCCAGCACCACCCCUUCUGCUGGUACCUCGGAGGACGGCGAGGCCCAGGUGACGGGCACCACAUAGCCGUACCUUUGCCCCUCGGCCGGUCAAGGUGCUGCUGUACGGUACAUCGCAGGCACCUCUGCGGACGCCUCACCAGGCUGUUUCUGCAAGGCUACCUCCAGGAAGGACCCAUGCAGGUGUUUUUCACCCUAGUCUGUGCAGUUCUCCCCCUCUGCUUUCAAAGUAAACCUGCUUUUUUUUUUUUUCCUUGCAAAACUAUGAAGACCCCCCCCCCCCCCCUUCAUUUUGGUUCGGACUUGAAAGCUCAUCACAUUGAUGAGUACCGGGGGGGGGGGGAGGUCACUUCCUGUCCUGUUUAAAGGCAAAGGCACACCGUAAAGACUCUGCAGUUUUAAGUGUGGGACCGCUGUGCUGUCUUCUGGGACCUGGGCUUCCCAGAGGCGAGUAUCAUCUAGGACACAUGGGUCCAUCAUUCAGCUGUCCCAACACACGUCUCUUAUUCCACAGAACACGUUUGACCUCUCACUGGGCUACAAAUAUAUAUAUAAUAUGAUAAAACUGGAUUUUUGAAGAGACCUGGUCCAAUUCACACGUUCCAUUCUGGUUGGCUCUGAGUGCUAAGGGUGAGCCUGCUGUGAGCUUGUCCUCUUUCUGUGAGAUUUGUCAGUGGGCCGCCUCUCCGCAUAGUCGCUGCUUUUUAUUUAGUCUUUUUUUUUUUUUUUCUGAGCUCUAUUUCAAUACCUUUCUGGGGUCUUUACUGUCUAAACUUAUUUUUUAUAUCGACUUUAUAUCUGCUAGUUUCUGUCUUUGUUUUAUUAAUGAGCACAUUUAAAAAAACAUUGUGUACUAUGAUUCCCCCCCCCCAUGGCGUCAUUUAGAGAUGUCAUCAAUGUGACGUGAUUCUCCGGAAGGCCGCGUGCGUCUUCACGUGGACAGAAUCACCUUAUCUGCAAACGGGGCUGUGAGAUGGGAUCCUUCGUGCGUGUGCCCAGGUCUCCUUCACCUCCGCGGUCUGGUCAUUAACGGUACCCUUCAAACCCCCCUUUCCUUCAUUCUGGCGUGUGGCUGUUUGGAGAAGUAGCCAUGCUGACGUUUAAGCGUGCCGGCGUUUACGUGAAGGAGGCUCCGCAGGACCACAGGCCUUAGCCCAGCUUUGGAGGAGCUUCUCCGACGGAUCGGACUAUCGAACAGUGACUGAUGAUGUCAUCUUCACCCGCCCCCCCAAAACACAAGGCUGAAAGCUGUUCUCGUGUGUGUGUGUGUGUGUGUGUGUGUGUGUGUGAGUGUGUGUGUGUGUGUGUGUGUGUUUUUUUAUUUUAUUUUAUUCCAAAUAGGGUAUUUCUAUAAGGAUUUUUUUUCCCCCCCAUCAGUCCAAAACUGCUACCUUUGAACCUGUCAUUAUUUUGACUCCACGUAUUAGUCUGGAAUUAUAGUUGCGUGCUUUGAACACCAGGUGGUGCUAUGCAAGCAGGAAAGUGAGCCCAUUCUGACCAAUAAGCGGUGGUGACCAGAUUUUUCAAAACUCGAAUGUAUAGGAAAAUGGAUCAAAAAGGCAUAACAUCACUGCUUAAUUCUGUUCUGAACCUUUAACUGUGGGGUAAGUGUUCUCUGCAUUAAUGUAAAAUAAACUGUGUUCCUUACCUAGUAAGUGCUGCCGGUUUGGAUUGCCUUUUACCAAGGGGGGACUGCCACUCUCACUCCAGCCUGUAAGAGUGUCUCUUCCAGUUCCAUAACUGUGUCGCAUGAUGGUGUAUUCAGGACCAUUUUAUAAAAAACACCAAGUAACACAGCAGGCUUCCUGGAUGGUAUGGGGUGGUGGGGGCCAGUGGGGGACCCGUUUGGUCCUUUGCCCGGUUCUGCUCUGUCAUUGUCAUUCCUUCACUUCUUUGUCACCUGUAAGGGGGGGGAGAUAAUGCCAAUAAAAAUGUUUGGUAUGUUUAA
This is a messenger RNA of Paramormyrops kingsleyae, 3518 nucleotides long. Its product is annotated as ran-binding protein 3-like. Gene Ontology annotation, biological process: protein export from nucleus. The record is from RefSeq and is a predicted model, not a curated record. Lineage: Eukaryota; Metazoa; Chordata; Actinopteri; Osteoglossiformes; Mormyridae.